ACACAAAAUCUUCUGGGCAACUUUCGAGCAAUCAUGUUGGUUAAGCACAUUGUCAAGCAGGGGCUUAUGCUCAAAAAUGUUGGUGCCAUGUCGCGCGCUGCUUACCACGGUGGCGGCCACCACCAGCACUCCACGAUGAACGAUUUGCCCGUGCCCGCUGGUGACUGGAAGGAGCAGCACAGCCAGCAGAACACCAAAUACAAUGCCAUCCUCAUUGCCGGUGUGUUGGUGUUGGCCGGAACCAUUGGAUUCGUCAAGUCUUCUGGUUUGAUUUACUUCAACUACAGCCCCCCCAAGGAUUUGGACUAAACCACAUCUCCAUCUUAAUGUAUAUUGUACUUGAAAUGUGUUUGAAAUAAGCUUAAAGUGGCGACAUAGUAAAUCAGAGAUCCAACACUAAA
Messenger RNA from Drosophila subobscura, 401 nucleotides. RefSeq lists its product as uncharacterized. The record is from RefSeq and is a predicted model, not a curated record. NCBI's taxonomy places the organism in Eukaryota, Metazoa, Arthropoda, Insecta, Diptera, Drosophilidae. The coding region runs from base 34 to 309 and encodes 91 amino acids. The transcript is spliced from 4 exons.